Molecule: messenger RNA, 1989 nt
Organism: Zasmidium cellare ATCC 36951
Lineage: Eukaryota; Fungi; Ascomycota; Dothideomycetes; Mycosphaerellales; Mycosphaerellaceae
Exons: 1
Coding region: 1-1989 (662 amino acids)
Cellular component (GO): nucleus
Source: RefSeq, a predicted model, not a curated record
AUGGCCACGACAACGCGCGCGACGACCCCAUCCCACCCUGACCCUCUCAACUCGCUCGAAACCGCCCCGCGAACGCCCAAUUCCUUGUCGCCGGGCUCUCUGCCUCUCAACACCACCGGCGUCGACAACAUCAAUCUCCUCCGUCCCCGAUCUGUGCAAAAGGCUGGUAGUGCAAGUGUUGAAGCCUCUCCCAAGGCAGCAGAGGCGCGUUUGUCGCCGGGGAGGGCGGCAGCUUUGACUGGUGCUGCCGCCAUGGCGGAGAUGAAGCGUAGGAAACAACAGCAGCAAAACGCAGAACCAACGUCGCGACAAACAAGUCCCAAUCCUGCUGUAGCCGCGGUGCAGUCUCUCAUGGGCGGAGGCGGGAUCAGUCGACCGGGCGAUGCGCCGGCGCCGGAUAAGCUGAGCGAGCCCUUGCGCAAGGCCGCCGAAAAGAUUUCUGUCCCCGACGACAGCGCGCAGGUGGAGGGUGACGCGCAGGUCAGUCCAGUCAGUCUGGGCAGCUUUGGCACGCUCGAAAGCACGGGUGCGGGAGGUGCGAUGACAGCCACAGCCAACGACCAGAACUCUACCCCAGGCCAACAAUUUGUGGCUGAGCCCGCCCAAAUGACCGAAGGCGAGGGCUAUCCAGAGAACAACGGCAACUUGACCGUGCCCGAGUCGGAAAACAAGAACAUCUCCUUCUCCUACCCAGGUCCACCGCCGCAGCAAGACCAAGGCCAGGAAGGUGGCGGACCAUCCCGUGGUAUGAGCCUUCCGGGCUUCGGCCAAGGCAGCCCCAAGUCACCCGCUUCCAACAAACGACACAAAUGUCCGUAUUGUUCCACCGACUUCACGCGACAUCACAACCUCAAAAGUCACCUUCUCACGCACAGUCAAGAGAAGCCGUACGUGUGUCAGACGUGCCAAGCACGGUUCCGCCGUUUGCACGACCUCAAACGCCACACCAAGCUUCACACUGGUGAACGGCCGCAUACAUGUGACAAGUGCGGUCGGCGCUUCGCACGUGGUGACGCCCUGGCACGACAUAACAAAGGCCCUGGCGGUUGCGCUGGACGUCGGUCGAGUUUCGGUGGCGACGACGACUUUGGGCCAGACGGCGCUGAAGGCAUGGACGGGGUCGAGUACGAUGAUGACGAUGGCACCGACGAGCACGGACGACGCACAAGCGAGCCUCAUCGGAAGCGCCAACAACUCGAAACACCGCAGGACCCCAACCGGCAAGUCUAUCGACAGCACUCGAGUACCUACCCACCGGCACCGACGCGCGCCAUGCAAGGCAGCAUGGGACCACCGCAGGUCGUACACCCCGGAUCGAGCACCGCCACAUCGCCGCGUGAGAUGUCUGGGCAGCCGAGUCCUGCGGGUGGAUCGUCAAUGGGCGGCUCUGCGUACUACGGGUCAGGGCAAGUGUUUGCUGAGCCUGGCAUGAUGACUUCAUCUCCCAAGCCGCUGUCACCUGGUCAGCCUCACGAUCAGCACCGGUUGAGUGUUGGAGAUGGGAGUGCUGGUGGACGUAACAGGUCCACCAGUCUGACGACCCAGUUCCAGCAGCAGCACUUUGGACGUCAAAGCGGUGGAGGUAGGACGCCACCGCAGGGUAACGCCCAAUUUGCACCCAACCAAGGUGGGCCUCACAACAUCUUGCCACCACUGGCGGCAACCCAGCGACAGCCGACAUCGCUGCCGGGAGCACCACCGCCUAACAUGCACGCUCACCAGCACAUGGCUCAAGGCUCCAAUCCAGGCAGUCUGUCGAGCCACGGUCGGUCGUCAGGAAGUAGCAUGCGGGAUAUGGCGCAGGAGAACGACAUCUGGGGCUACGUGCGUGCACUGGAAUCGCGUUUCAGCCGGAUGCAAGACGAGUACGAACUGCGCAUCAGUCGACUACAGGAAGAGGUCAUCUCUCUCAAAGGACAGAUUGGGACCAUGUCGAAUGCAGCGAGCUACACCAGCGACGGAAUGGUUCGACAGGGGCCGUAUGCGUGA